Anguilla anguilla (European eel) is the source of this 1957-nucleotide messenger RNA. Its product is annotated as non-histone chromosomal protein HMG-14A-like. The record is from RefSeq and is a predicted model, not a curated record. Gene Ontology annotation, cellular component: chromatin; nucleus. Gene Ontology annotation, biological process: chromatin organization. The transcript has 6 exons. Gene Ontology annotation, molecular function: nucleosomal DNA binding. The coding region runs from base 162 to 455 and encodes 97 amino acids. Lineage: Eukaryota; Metazoa; Chordata; Actinopteri; Anguilliformes; Anguillidae.
CGCACCCCUCCCCCCAUUCAACCACUGGGUUUAAUGUUGCUGUGUGUUUACUACAGUAUUUAGUAUAAGGGGCUGUUUGCCUUUUACAUGCUGUGAACUCUCAGUUACAAAACAGAGGUUUUUUUAGUUUUUAUCAUAAAGACGCAUUUCAGGACUCCAACAUGCCCAAGAGAAAGCAAGGCGCUGAAGGAGAUGUCAAGGAGGAGCCUCAGAGGAGAUCUGCUCGGUUAUCGGCGAAACCCGCGCCUCCCAAGCCUGAACCAAAACCUAAAAAACCAGCAAAGAAAGAGAAAGCAGUGAAUGACAAGAAAGAGGAGAAGAAGCCCAAGGUGAAAAAGGGGAAGGAGGAGGCAGAGGCCAAUGAAGAGAACCACUCUGAAAACGGAGAGGCCAAGACAAACGAGGUCGAGGAAGCUCCUGAGGAGCCAGAGAAGGAGGAGCCGAAGUCUGAGUAGCAGCACUGCCACCUUCCACCACCCCCCCCCCCUUUACCCUCACCCCUGCCCCUUCCUCCCCCCAAAAUACCCCCAAGUCUCAUGUGGUCUAAACCUCCAUGGCAUAAUUGUUAAACAGAGGAAUAUUUUUAUCAACGAUUUUAUAAAUAUCGGUACAGGUUUUUAGCACAAAUAAAGCUAAACAAUGGAGGGCCUUGCAGUUCUGCAGCGGUCAUAUCAAGUGUCUGCAAGCAAGAUGAACACAAUAAAAAAUAUUCUUUUUUUAAAUGGCAUUUUGUGAUUGUUGAUAGCUUGUCCGGUGUAGAAAGAGCGUUCCAGCCUGGUAGAGUUGAAUUGUGAGUCUUUGUCGUAUUUUGUCCUGACGUUCUUUCCCAAACCAUGUCACUUCUGUGGGUGGCUAAUUUUUUACCUUCUAUAUGUGCAGUGAUUUUUUUUUUCUUUUUUUUUUUUUUGAAUUUUUGAAUUCUUAUUUUGGGGGUUUUUAUUUUUAACUUUAAAAAAAUGUGUUGUCCAUAUGAAAGGAAUAGGAGCAUCUUGAAAACAUUCCAGGCAGGGUUACUACGUGGGCUAAUUUUUUUAUUUUAUUUUAUUUUAUUUUAUUUUAUUUUUGAACAACCACAUGUUGAAAAUUAUUUUGAUAAAACAAAAUAUGGAAAAAAAAUGGUCACACUGUUAUACAGGAUUUUUUUUUUCCUUCAAGGUAAUUAGGUAAAUUAGUUUUUAAACAAUGAAAAUUCAAACAUCUAUCAAAAAAUAUGCAGGUGUAUGUACCCACUCUUACGUUCUGGAUGUCUCUUAAUAAAAGUAAUCCAUGGAACUUUCCUCAUCCUGUUGUAGUGCAGGUUAUUGUUCUUUAAAAAAUGUCAUGGAAUUGUAUAAAAUGCUGUCUGAUCCUUAGACAUGUCCAUUUUGGGUUAUUUGUCAGAUGCCCUUCAAUUUUAUAUAGGUAUUUUCUGAAGUAACUAAAGGUUAAAUGUUGUGCCCAAAACCCACUCUGGAUUUGAACCUGCAGUCUUGUGUUACACAGUUUAUCAUCCAUUGCAUCACCACUGUGCAUGUGCUUUAUUGUGUGAAAGGGUUGAAAUACUUCAAAAUAUAGAUUUUAAAUGCUUUAAUAAGAAGGAUCAGUGAUAAGAGCCAGAUGACCUGUAAAGGCGAGUGGAUGAGACCACUUUGCAAUGGAUGAUACCGAGCAUGAGGAGGGAAAAUUUGCUAAUAAUAUCUUGUCUGGUGAAAGUAGGCAUUAGCAGAAUGUAACCUAAACUUUUAAAGGGAAAGAUUGGUCAAAGAAGAGAAAACGUCAAAUUAGAAAUUGCAGCUGAUUCAUCCUGGUCUGUUGUGUUCUUCACAUUUGAGAGAUCAACGAUUGUGUUGGAGCACUGAGUACUAGACAGAAAGUAAUUGUGUAACGAGGAGGCGAGGGGGUGGAGCCCAAUCCUUGACUAAUCGUUGUAUCUGCUUUGUCACUACUUUCAAAUAAAGCCCUUUAAAUGAGAGGUUCA